AUGUCGCCGUUUCUAUUUUUCCUCCUUCUUAUUGGUAUGACAUCGAAUAGUGAUGCAAUUACUCAAAAGAUGGUAGUGGUUUGGGGGCAGCCAGAAAGUCUCUCCAGAUGUGUGCCACAUGCUGACUUGAUUUGGAACUUGUGUAUGGAAAUCUGUUUCAAAACAGAGAGUUGUGUGAUGACUUUCCUCGAUAAUACUGAGACAUGUUACACUUGUGCAUUCAAUGAAAGUAUGUCGAGUGUCCAACAAACCAGGAAAGAGGAUAAGAUGAAGGUGGCGUUUAAAGUGGGUGAAAACUUGGUAGACAAGUGCCCAGCAGGAGAGAACCCACCAACGUUUGAUGGCGUUAUGGCGGAGGGCGACGCUUCCACAACAACUGAUGAUGGCAAGAUUCAAAACUACACCAUAUCCUACACUGGAACUGGAUGGGAGUUUUCAGUUUUCUCUAUGAAAAGAUGUACAAGUGGAUAUGCCUUCUAUAGAAGACCAAACAUCGAUUGGUGUAUUGCGGUGGGCUACACAAGCUACGCCAAUACUUCGUACUCUCGAACCUCAAAUGUUUGUCAGCAGUACGGUACUGAAUUGAGUGGUGUGGCCAGUGCUGAUGAGGUGGAAGGGCUAGUUUAUCAACUUAAUGCUCUUAGAGAACGGCUAAAUGUGACCAGCUUCAACGUGUUUGCAGAUGCUCAAAGAACCACGGAAUGCCAGGAAACGCCUACAACUGAGAAAUGUAUGAGUAUAGAUGGAUUCAAAACUGUGGAUAAAAGUGUUCAGAACCUGGAUGCCUAUCAUUUUAUGACAGAUGCAUCUGCUGGAGCGACAAUUGGAAAACAGUGUAUGGUGAUGCUAGGAAAUGUUCGGAACGAUGGGAAAGUGGAUUUUGUGGAAUGCGAAUCCGACUUUCCUUUUCCAAUUUGGGGAGCGAUAUGUGGUCACGAAGCUUUUUCAUAA
This is a messenger RNA of Caenorhabditis remanei, 951 nucleotides long. RefSeq lists its product as uncharacterized. Lineage: Eukaryota; Metazoa; Nematoda; Chromadorea; Rhabditida; Rhabditidae. Bases 1 to 951 code for a protein of 316 amino acids. The transcript is spliced from 8 exons. The record is from RefSeq and is a predicted model, not a curated record.